Messenger RNA from Condylura cristata (star-nosed mole), 3382 nucleotides. It is a transcript of the gene YWHAZ, whose product is annotated as tyrosine 3-monooxygenase/tryptophan 5-monooxygenase activation protein, zeta. The transcript has 6 exons. Gene Ontology annotation, cellular component: cytoplasm. Lineage: Eukaryota; Metazoa; Chordata; Mammalia; Eulipotyphla; Talpidae. Gene Ontology annotation, biological process: signal transduction. Bases 237 to 974 code for a protein of 245 amino acids. The record is from RefSeq and is a predicted model, not a curated record.
GAGCUGUGGGCACCAAUCAACGGUUGCCAUAGCAGCGUUUGACGUCAUUGUGCGUGUGGUGCCCCUGCUGCCGGGGCUGGUGAUUGGAGGAAACCCCGUGUCUGCGGAGCGUCUGUAGCCUGUGAGCAGCGAGAUCCAGGGACAGAGUCUCAGCCUCGCCGCCGCUGCCGCCGCCCAGAGACUGCUGAGCCUCGGUCUUCGGUCCGCCACCCACUCCGGACACAGAACAUCCAAUCAUGGAUAAAAAUGAGCUGGUGCAGAAGGCCAAACUGGCCGAGCAGGCUGAGCGAUAUGACGACAUGGCAGCCUGCAUGAAGUCUGUAACUGAGCAAGGAGCUGAAUUAUCCAAUGAGGAGAGGAAUCUUCUCUCAGUUGCUUAUAAAAAUGUUGUAGGAGCCCGUAGGUCAUCUUGGAGGGUCGUUUCAAGUAUUGAGCAAAAGACGGAAGGUGCUGAGAAAAAGCAGCAGAUGGCUCGAGAAUACAGAGAGAAAAUUGAAACUGAGCUAAGAGAUAUCUGCAAUGAUGUACUGUCUCUUUUGGAAAAGUUCUUGAUCCCCAAUGCUUCCCAAGCAGAGAGCAAAGUCUUCUAUUUGAAAAUGAAAGGAGACUACUACCGUUACUUGGCUGAAGUUGCUGCUGGUGAUGACAAAAAAGGGAUUGUGGAUCAGUCACAACAAGCUUACCAGGAAGCUUUUGAAAUAAGCAAAAAGGAAAUGCAACCAACACAUCCUAUCAGAUUGGGUCUGGCCCUUAACUUCUCUGUGUUCUAUUAUGAGAUUCUGAACUCCCCGGAGAAAGCUUGCUCUCUUGCAAAGACAGCUUUUGAUGAAGCCAUUGCUGAACUUGAUACAUUAAGUGAAGAGUCAUACAAAGACAGCACACUAAUAAUGCAGUUACUGAGAGACAACUUGACAUUGUGGACAUCGGAUACCCAAGGAGAUGAAGCUGAAGCAGGAGAAGGAGGGGAAAAUUAACCGGCCUUCCAACUUUUGUCUGCCUCAUUCUAAAAUUUACACAGUAGACCAUUUGUCAUCCAUGCUGUCCCACAAAUAGUUUUUGUUUACGAUUUAUGACAGGUUUAUGUUACUUCUAUUUGAAUUUCUAUAUUUCCCAUGUGGUUUUUAUGUUUAAUAUUAGGGGAGUAGAGCCAGUUAACAUUUAGGGAGUUAUCUGUUUUCAUCUUGAGGUGGCCAAUAUGGGGAUGUGGAAUUUUUAUACAAGUUAUUAAUGUUUGGCAUAGUACUUGGGGUACAUUGUGGCUUCACAAGGGCCAGUGUUAAAACUGCUUCCAUGUCUAAACAAAGAAAACUGCCUACAUAUUGGUUUGUCCUGGUGGGGAAAAUUGGUUCCGUCAAAGGUGUAGUUACUGUGGGUACUUUAAGGUUUGGAGCACUUAGAAGGCUGUAGUAGAAAUGUCUAUUCUGUGGAUAUUACAUAUUAAAACAUGUUUAUCUGUAGAAUACUUAAUGUGCACACCUUUGCCUACAGCUGCAGAAAAGUGUUCCUUGAGACAAAGUUGUGACCCAGUUUACUCCAGUUAAGGUUAAGGGCAGAUACGGUUCACAUUCCAUUGUUUGUAAAGUUACCUGCUGUUUGCUUUCAUUAUUUUUGCUACACUCAUUUUAUUUGUAUUUAAAUGUUUUAGGCAACCUAAGAACAAAUGUACAAGUAAAGAUGCAGUAAAAAUGAAUUGCUUGGUAUCCGUUACUUCGUGUAUAUCAAGCAGCAGUAAAACAAAAAACCCAUGUAUUUAACUUUUUUGGUUUUUUUUUGGCUUUUGUGAUUUUUUUUUGUUUUGUUUUUUGUUUUUUUUGUUUUGUUUUUUUGUUUUUGUUUUUUUUUUUUUUGAUACUUGCCUAACAUGCAUGUGCUGUAAAAAUAGUUAACAGGGAAAUAACUUGAGAUGAUGGCUAGCUUUGUUUAAUGUCUUAUGAAAUUUUCAUGAAUAAUUCAAGCAUAAUUGUUAAGAACACGUGUAUUAAGUUCAUGUAAGUGGAAUAAAAGUUUUAUGAAUGGACUUUUCAACUACUUUCUCUACAAGCUUUUCAUGUAAAUUAGUCUUUUGGUUCUGAAACUUCACUAAAGGAAAUUGUACAUUUUUGGACAUUUAUUCCUAUUCCCUUUUGGCAGCUAAUGGGCUUUUAUCAAGUUUAAAUACAAAGUUUAUCAUAACAAAAUACUACUAAUUCUACUACUGUUUCCAGCCAUGUCCCAUAUUCCCCCCUUCCCCUGAAAAAAAAUUUCAGGUUUCCUUUUUUGUUUUUUUAUUUGUUUUUCAGAGGCGGGGGAGGAUCAAUUGGAAAAAAAUAAUGUGUUCCAUUUAAAAUUUUUGGUAUACAGCCUUUUCUAACUUAGGAAGCCACAAUAUUCUUGACCCAUCAUGACAUUGGGUAGCAUUAACUGUAAGUUUUGUGCUUCCAGAUCUUUUGUUUUUAAGAAUUUCUUGAUACUCUUAUACCCUGCCUUCAAUUUUGAUCUUUUAUUCUAUUUGUCAGGUGCACAGGAUUCCCUUUUUUAAUCUUCUGUCUUGUCACCAACCAUUCCUAUUUGAUGGCCAUAUACUUGGAAUAAGGGCCGCAUGAUCUUUCUGGCUCCCCUUGGUGUCUAGGGAUAACCUGCUUUCCUUUGCUUGCAUCCCACAAACUUUCCCUCAUCCUAUGUACUGCAGCAAGUCUCUAUUGGUGAGACUGUAUCUCCCUGUAAACCCACCUAACCUGAAUGGUCUGUCAUUGUCUGCCUUUAAAAUCCCCUUUCUCUGUUUAAUAAUGAUGGGGCUAAGUUAUAUACCCAAGUUCACCCUACAGACUAUUUCUCAAUACCUUGCAGAAAACACCAAACAAAAAUACCAUUUUAAAAGAGGUGUAUUUUUUUUUUUCCAUUUAGAAUGUAAGCUCCUCAAGAGCAGGGACAAUGUUUUCUGUAUGUUCUAUUGUGCCUAGUACACUGUAAAUGCUCAAUAAAUAUUGAUGAUGGGAGGCAGUGAGUCUUGAUGAUAAGGGUAAGAAAAUGGAAUCCCAAUAUUGUUUUGUUGCUUGUCUUACUGUGACCUCAGUUUAAAUUGGGAAAUUAUCAGCCGUUUGGGACAAUUUUCCCAAUAUUACAUUCAGAUAAAAGUGCAAUGGAGGCCUUGGGAUCUUUUCAAGGAGAAAGACCUCUUACACAUUUGGAGACAACAAUGCAUCUUCACUUGUGUCUUCUCCUGACUCCAGGCCAAAGAUAAUGAUCUUUUUAUAGUUAAGGAGAAUUAAGCUAGUCUGACGAGGUGGAUCUCAUUCAAGUAAAUUAUAAUAAAACCUAAAGCUUGUCACUUUUGCCUAUUUAUGUGCAUCAGUCGUCCACUAAACUAGUUUGAUUCUGAAAUAAAUUGUAAUCAUUAAUAUUA